Emericellopsis cladophorae is the source of this 324-nucleotide messenger RNA. RefSeq lists its product as uncharacterized. The coding region runs from base 1 to 324 and encodes 107 amino acids. NCBI's taxonomy places the organism in Eukaryota, Fungi, Ascomycota, Sordariomycetes, Hypocreales, Bionectriaceae. The transcript has 2 exons. The record is from RefSeq and is a predicted model, not a curated record.
AUGCAGCGCCUCUUUGGUUCGAGCAAGCGAAAUUCGCUGUCCGUGUUGGAGGACAGGAAGAAGCAGGCAGAAGCAGAAGCCUCGGAAGGCGACAAGAUGGCAGGAGCAGCAGCAGCGACCGGCAAGGGCCACCGCCGGGAUCGACACUCGGCAGAUCUCUGGGGCCCUGCCAAGCAGCAAGCCACCAAGCCAAGCGGAAUUGACGGUGCUGAUCUUGGCCCAGCUGAGAUGAACGCUCUCGACGCUCGUUUCUGGGCAUGGAGAAUCAUCUACAUGACUCUGUUUCCCAUAUUCCACGCUCCUGUUGCUACGGAAAACCCCUGA